Molecule: messenger RNA, 1952 nt
Organism: Juglans microcarpa x Juglans regia
Lineage: Eukaryota; Viridiplantae; Streptophyta; Magnoliopsida; Fagales; Juglandaceae
Product: glutathione gamma-glutamylcysteinyltransferase 1-like
Exons: 8
Coding region: 121-1632 (503 amino acids)
Biological process (GO): cellular detoxification of cadmium ion; response to metal ion; phytochelatin biosynthetic process
Molecular function (GO): metal ion binding; glutathione gamma-glutamylcysteinyltransferase activity
Source: RefSeq, a predicted model, not a curated record
GUCUUUACAGUAAAAAACUCGAAUUUCCAAAACCCUAAACAGAGAGAGAGGGAGAGAGGGUCUUUAAAGUUUCGUUUUUGGAGAAAAGUAUUGUAAAUCGAAGAGGGUUGGAAUAAUAAAAUGGCUAUGGCCGGGCUGUACCGGCGAGUACUCCCGUCUCCUCCCGCAAUCGAUUUCGCUUCCCAUGAAGGCAAGAAGCUUUUCAUUGAGGCCAUUCAAAGUGGGACAAUGGAAGGCUUUUAUAGGUUGAUUUCUUUUUUUCAGACACAAUCAGAGCCCGCAUAUUGUGGAUUGGCCAGCCUGUCCAUGGUCUUGAACGCACUUGCUAUAGAUCCUGGAAGAAAAUGGAAGGGACCUUGGAGAUGGUUUGAUGAAUCCAUGCUAGACUGUUGUGAACCUUUAGAAAAGGUCAAAGCUACAGGCAUCUCAUUUGGGAAGCUCGUAUGUUUAGCUCAUUGUGCUGGAGCAAAAGUUGAAGCCUUUCGCACAAACCAAAGCACCCUUGAAGACUUCCGUAAACAUGUAAUGAGAUGUUCCGUUUCUGAUAAUUGUCAUGUGAUCUCAUCAUAUGAUAGAUUAGCUCUGAAGCAAACAGGAAGUGGUCAUUUUUCGCCUAUUGGUGGUUACCAUGUUGGAAGGGACAUGGCACUAGUAUUGGAUGUUGCACGCUUCAAAUAUCCUCCUCAUUGGGUUCCUCUCUCACUUCUUUGGGAAGCGAUGGGUUAUGUUGACAAAUCAACAGGACAACAGAGAGGGUUCAUGCUUAUAUCAAGGCCUCACAGGGAGCCGGGAUUACUUUAUACCCUGAGCUGUAAAAAUGAGAGCUGGGUCGGUAUUGCAAAAUACCUCAUGGAUGAUGUUCCUCUUCUCAUUAAGUCGGCAGAUGUGAAAGAUAUUGAAAAAGUUCUUUCUCUUAUUGUCACAUCACUUCCAUCAAAUUUUGGAGAGUUCAUCAAGUGGAUUGCAGAGGUUCGAAGGCGAGAGGAUGGUGAUCAAAGCUUAAGCCCAGAGGAGAAAGCAAGGGCUACUGUCAAGGAAGAGGUAUUGAAACAGGUGCAGGAGACUGGCCUCUUUAAACACGUGUCAGCAUUUUUAUCCUCGGCAAAUUCAUGCUGCAGGACUUUACCGCUUUUGAGUCAUCAAGACAAUUUUCCUGACAUAGCUGCAAGUGUUUGUUGCCAAGGGGCAGAAAUUUUGGCUGGGAUAUCCGGUGCCUCAGGUGAGUAUUGCUGUCGAGAAACAUGCAUAAAUUGCCUGAAGGCUAAUGGUGACAACCUUGUUACACUAGUUUCUGGGACAGUAGUUAAUGGAAAGAGUGAGCAUGGGGUUGAUGUGCUGUUUCCUUCAUCCCAAAUGAAACCCAGUUGCUCUUGCUCUGCCUCAAGCAAUUACAUUGGAAUCCACCCAGCUAGCAAUGAUGUUCUAACGGCACUUUUACUGGCCUUGCCUCCAGAAACAUGGUCUGGUAUAAAAAAUGAGAACAUUUUAUUGGAAAUAUCCAGCCUCGUCUUGACUGAAAAUCUUCCCACCUUGCUUCAAGAAGAGGUUUUGCAUUUAAGACGCCAGCUCUACCUUCUCAAGAGAUGCCAAGAGAACAAGGUGGAUGUGGAUCUCGGUGCACCUUUGUCAUAGUGUCGUGUCGUGUUUUCCUCAUUUUCUCUCUACUUCCGAGACUAGAGAAAGAUGACGAUCGUAUGAACUAUCAGAAUGUCUUGAGUGUUAGAAAUGCAGAACGGCAAGGCUGUCUACUGCCCAUUUGUAGGUUAUUUGUUGAGAAGCUACAGUUGUCUGCCGGAGAUGGAAACCUCAUGUGUGGAGGCAGGAGCUGUCCUUCAGAGCCUGAAUAAAAGGGUCAUGAUGAAGGGGCAAGAGUUCUCCUUUUUUAUACAACUGCCGGGAGUUUUAAAACAUUUAAUACACACACAUAUAUGUAAUUGUUUAAAAUGAUUCCA